AUGUACGGUACACGCUACUCUUCUCCGUUAAAUCUGUGUGACUUAAAUCAGUUUUGCGCUGAUUCCCUCUCAUCAUAGACGUAUUCAAAUUACUUGUCCUAAAUUGUACACGGGGAAUCACUUUUGGAAAAGAUGCGAUUCACAGCCAUCUUGCUCGCAGCAUUGCUGAUGAUUGCAGUCGUUUUGGCAUUGCCAGCUAAAGAGAAACCAGCGAAGAAAGCAUGUGCCAGAUCUUGUACAUUCGAUUACACCCCCGUUUGCGGAGGUGUCAAGGACAGCAAAGACAAACCCAUCUCCUUCGGAAACACUUGCGUUCUUGAGAACUACAAUUGCGAAAAUCAGAAAAGUUUGGUUGUAUUAUCUCAAGGCGAAUGUCCUGGGGGUGGUGGCGUGAGAUUACAGUGAGGAAUAUAUACAACAAACUUUCACUGGAAUUGACACUCGUGACCGGUUUUUUCAUAUGACCUGUUCAAUGUAACAAUAAAGAACACAAUUGCAAUAAAAGAAUUUAUUAUUCAAA
Messenger RNA from Toxorhynchites rutilus septentrionalis, 520 nucleotides. RefSeq names its product turripeptide Pal9.2-like. The record is from RefSeq and is a predicted model, not a curated record. Lineage: Eukaryota; Metazoa; Arthropoda; Insecta; Diptera; Culicidae. Gene Ontology annotation, molecular function: protein binding. Bases 133 to 405 code for a protein of 90 amino acids. The transcript is spliced from 3 exons.